AUGUUGUUGGUUUUGUUGGCACUAUUCAUUGUGUAUGCCACCGGCUACGAGGCGCAGCCUUUUCAUUACAAACCCCCCGUGGAGGCUGCUCUUACCGACGAGGAAAUCUGCAAAAGGGCGGUUGCCGAGUUGCACAACGUCGAGGCUGCCACUGAUUUAGACGAAUGCACCACCUGCAAGACCCGGUUGCAAAUAGCCAAGUUCAUUGGCUUGACGAGACCGGAUUUGGUGCCGCAGAUAUUCCUCACAUGGUGCGUUGAGGCCGGGUAUGAUGAAGUGCAGUGCCACAUGAACUACGGCUACUCGGGCGAGGACUACUCCAGCACCGGGAACGACUUUGCCAAAGUUGCCAGUUUGAUGAACCCGUCAGGGUUGGAUGGCGACUACUUCUGCUACUACCAUGACAAAAAGUGCCACGUCUUGCCCGAGACCCCCAACAUCGACAUGUCCAACAUGUGGCCGCUGAAGCCUAAAAACUAUCAGCCACCAGACGGGUGCGGCGAGGUAUUCCAUGUUUUGCACAUCAGCGAUGUCAACUUGCAGCUCGACUAUACUGUCUUUGCCGAAGCCAACUGCAGCCAAAGCUUGUGCUGCUCGAGCCACUGCAGAAACACCAAAGCCGCCGCGCCGCACGUGAAUGAAAACUUGGACACCGGCUAUUACGACAGCACCUACCGCAAGAACCAUUUCGAAAAGGGCAAGUAUUUGGACAUCACCAAGGUGAAGAAGCGGACGUGGACUCCAGCGCGGCAGUUUGGCGAGUACACAUGCGACACCCCGGCGUUGCUCCUCAACAACACCAUGCUGUGCAUAAGAGACUUGCACCAAAACCACCUCUCCUUUGAGUUUGCGCUAUUCACCGGCGGCACGGUGGACCACUCGGACCGCUGCUACAUGAGCAAGGACAAGAACAUCAAGUCGCAGGAGACUAGCUACCGGAUCAUCAAAAAGUACCUCGACAAGAUCGAUGUCAUCCCCACGUUUGGCACGCGGGACAUUUUCCCCAUGAACCAGCUUCCGCAAAAGCACCUCAGCGAAAACUCCAACUCGUACCAGUGGCAGUUUGACUUUCUCGCGGACUUGUGGCUGGAGUUGGACUGGGUCGACCACGACACCGCGAAGCAGAUCCGGUACUCGCAAACGGGGUUCUCGCUCAUCACCCUCAAGGGACUCAAGGUUAUAUCUUUAAACUCAAACGUGUGGAACACAAAGAACUUGUACUGUUUUUGGAACAUGUUGGACGUGGACUCCCACGGCAUGUGGAAGUUUCUCAUUGAGGAGUUGAUUGACUCGGAGAGAAACCACCAGCGGGUGUGGAUAAUCGCGCAUCUACCACCGAGUCAGCAAGCGCUUCCCAUUUCCACCAAGAUCUUCACCUCCAUCAUUGAGCGGUUCUCGCCAAAAGUCAUAGCGGCGAUCUUCUUUGGCCACGUUCAAGCAGACACGUUUAUGGUCCAGUACGGGUGCGACGGAAGCGACGCCAAGGAGUUGAAAAACGCGGUGAACCACGCCUUGGUGGGACCGCUGGUGAGCCCAUACUCUGGCUAUAACCCCGCGUGGAAGUACUAUGCAGUGGACGAAAAGAGCUUUAGCAUUGUCAACUCAUUCACCUACUACACGCCCUUGGACAAGUCGUUCUACAAUGACGGCGCCGAGCCCAACUGGGAGUUUGCCUACUCCGCCAGGGACUUGUACGACCCCGAGUUGAAGUGGCCGCUGGACUGGACCCUCAACACCGAGUGGUGGCACCACGUGGCGGAGGAUAUUGGUAACUCUCCCGAGACCGAGUUGUUGUACCAACGGUUGGAGACGCGGUGGUUUUCAGAGGCGGUGUUGGACAACACCAGUUAUUGCAAAGUGACCAGUUUCUCCGUCGAGGCAAGGAAGCAGUGCAUGGUUACCGAUGAUCAGGAUGAUUACAUCAAACCCACGUGUCAAACCGACUAUGUUCCGUUGAUCCAUGUCAAGAACCAAGAGGUGGAGUAUGUGGAGGCCGACAUGGAGGAAGACUUUGAAGCGCAAAAGCAGGCUGUAGGAUAUGCUCGGAACUGGGAGGAGAAAAAUAACAACACAGAGAGUACAACCCCGCAGCCCCAGCGCAAGAAACAGCAAGGAAAGUCGAUCCAUCUUGCACACAACUGGAACCACGUCAACUAUGUAGGAGAUAUUCCGCCAUUAUAG
Molecule: messenger RNA, 2181 nt
Organism: Lodderomyces beijingensis
Lineage: Eukaryota; Fungi; Ascomycota; Pichiomycetes; Serinales; Debaryomycetaceae
Source: the annotation of a GenBank genome assembly